AUGAGGAUCGGGGGUCUCAUUGGGACACCAAUUAAGGUUGAUCAUGCUAUAGAGUUAGGAGCAAGAGCAAAGUUUGCCCGGGUUUGCGUAGAAGUGAACCUAACCAAACGGCUCUUGUCCCAGUACAAGGUGGAAGGGAUUACGUAUCUAAUUCAGUACGAGGGAUUGGAUAACACAUGUGGGGAGUGUGGCAUGUAUGGGAAAUCGACUGCUAAGUGUACAUGUCAGAUCAUAUGA
This is a messenger RNA of Linum tenue, 237 nucleotides long. The record is from the annotation of a GenBank genome assembly. NCBI's taxonomy places the organism in Eukaryota, Viridiplantae, Streptophyta, Magnoliopsida, Malpighiales, Linaceae.